UGUUGGGUUUUUCUGUAUAAACUUGCACACUAACAGCCUUAUUAAUAAAAAUCGCUUAGUCCGAAUUUAGUCUCGGACUAGCUAGUCCGAGAUUAAGCGAGUACUAACUUCAUUUUAAGAACGUCAUUAAUAAACAUGGACUAAGCUCGGACUAACUAAACCUUCCUUAGUCCUAGUUACAACAAAUUUAAGUUGGCAACUCUUGUGAAAUAGAAGAAAAAUGUCAAGAAAUUGACGGUGACAGCGACAUUUUGUUUGAAAUUUGUCAUUUUUUCUUCGGUUAGGUUUAGAUCAUUUCAUCAUUUGCAUUUUCCGUUUGUUUGGUUUGUUUUUGUUAAUAUAACUGUUUUUGAUCGAUUUUAAUUGCAAAAUGAGUGGAGGUGGAGAAAAACAAAAAAGAAUUCGCUCCAUAAAUUGGGACGAAGAAGAAAAGCAAUUGUUUCGCAGUGUAUUCAAGGAAUACUCACAUAUAAUAGAGAAUAAAUCACUAAACACAAAUGCAACUAAAGCAAAAACAAAAGCCUGGGAAACAGUCCAUAAAAAGUUCAAUGAAUUAAAUAGUAAACAAAGAGACCUGCGACAACUGCAAAAUCAGUGGAAACAUAUGAAAAUAAAUGCCCGCAAAGUAUGUAGCAGUUAUAAUAAAGAACUGAGGAAGACUGGCGGUGGAGAAGGACCACCAAUGCCUAAUCAAGAUGUAAUGGAGAUAAAAGAUAUUAUGAAUCCCGCAGAAUUAUUGCGGGAUCACAAUGAACAUGACUCUGAUGGCUCGGUGAUGCCAGCAAUACAAUUUCUUGAAAUGGGAACUAGUAUUAAUGAAAUGGGACCAAGUACCAGUGCAAUGGGACAAAGCACCAGUAAUAUUGGACUAAAUACUAGUGAAGAACUGGAAAUUCAGUUAAAGAUAUUUGACAAGGAAUUUAAAGAAAAUAAAGAAUUCCCACAACAAAUGUUAGAGACACCAAAAAACAGUUCAUUAGAGAGGGCCACUGCUAAGUCUAAAAAUAGCCUGAAGAUAGGAAAAAGUAAUUUAACAGAGGGGGCUGCUGCAAAGGUUUCUAAGGAUGAAGAAUACAUAAAAAAUAUAACAGAAUAUUCGCGUGAGUUAAAAGAAAAAGAGCACAAUAGGCAUAUGGAAAUUAUGGAACUCCAACACAACAGGCAAAUGAGGUACAUGAGACUAAAACAUGAAAUGGAAAAAAGGGAACACGAAAUUAAAAUGAAGGUUCAAGCGGAACUUUUGAAACAUGCUUCAUUGAAGACAAAAAUGUUAGAGGCAGAAUCACAAAAUAAAUAAUAUUAUGUACAUAUAUUAUAAGAAAUAAAAUGAUA
This is a messenger RNA of Diabrotica virgifera virgifera (western corn rootworm), 1332 nucleotides long. Its product is annotated as DNA ligase 1-like. The record is from RefSeq and is a predicted model, not a curated record. The coding region runs from base 371 to 1297 and encodes 308 amino acids. The transcript has 8 exons. Lineage: Eukaryota; Metazoa; Arthropoda; Insecta; Coleoptera; Chrysomelidae.